AUGCAGAACGUGUGGACUACCAACGAUUCCCUGUAUCAUGAUAACACAAGCGCUUUAAAUGAUAAUUUCCAAAAUGAUAAUGUUACUUUACCCCCAGACCCCAUCGAGGAUAAAGCGAUUCAAGCUGCUUUUUGCACAGCAUAUACAAUUAUUUUUGUAGUUGGAAUCUUCGGUAACGCUCUUGUUUGCUAUGCGGUAAUAAGGAACCGAGCGAUGCAAACUGUUACUAAUCUCUUCAUCACGAACCUUGCAUUAUCUGAUAUAUUACUAUGUGUGUUUGCAGUACCAUUUACACCGCUUUACACUUUCUUGGGACGUUGGGUAUUUGGAGGAUUGUUGUGCCAUAUCAUGCCUUAUGCGCAAGUGGCCCUCAGAUCAAAUAAGGAAAGCAUUUGGAGCUGUUACUACUAUUAUGCAAUUUUUGUUUUGCCAUUUAUUGUUAUGGCAUUUUGUUAUACUUGUGUCAGUAUAAAAUUAAAUGACCGAUUAAAAACAAGGCCGGGUAGUAAGAAUAGUAAAAAAGAAGAUGCAGAAAGAGAAAGAAAGAGAAGGACGAAUAGAAUGCUUAUUGCGAUGGUAGCAAUCUUUGGUUUAUCAUGGCUGCCGCUUAAUUUAAUAAACAUAAGUAGUGAUUUUUAUUCCUUAGCUGAGGACUGGAGAUACUACAUGGUUUUGUUUUUUAUAGCACAUUUUAUAGCAAUGUCAUCAACUUGUUAUAACCCAUUUCUUUACGCUUGGCUAAAUGAAAAUUUCAGAAAGGAAUUUAAACAAAUUUUACCUUGUUUAGGAGCAAUUGUAGGCAAAAAAUCAAAAAGAAAUUAUAAUCAAUCAGAAAGAACGGGCAUGUUUCGUUCAGAAAAGACUUGCAAUGGAAAUGAAACUAUUCAAGAAUCACUUCUAACUUCUACUGUCACCAAACCUUCAGUUAGGUAUAAAAUAGAAUUUAACGAGAAAUUAAAACCUUACGAAGAUGAUGGCGAAAAUAUAAGUCCUGAUGAGAAACCCGAAGAAAAACCAAGUCCGACUGAAGACUACGUCAAAAUGUAUAUGUUCGUUGAUAAAUCCAUUGUAACUUCUGAUAAGGAGCCAAUAGUUUCUGCUCUGUGA
Messenger RNA from Danaus chrysippus (African queen), 1107 nucleotides. The record is from the annotation of a GenBank genome assembly. Lineage: Eukaryota; Metazoa; Arthropoda; Insecta; Lepidoptera; Nymphalidae.